AUGUCCACCCCGACGCUACAGGACAUACAGAUUGAAAUCGGCUUUAACAAAAUGAAGUCAAGACGUGUCGUUGUAUGAAGUUCUUUAUAACUUUGUUCAAUGUUAUUUGCAUUUUAUUCGGUUUGAUCCUGAUGGCAAUAUGUGUGAUCAACAUGAGGGAUAAGAAGUCUCAGCCGGAGCAGCAGUCAGCUCUGUCGCGAGGAGUGUUGUCCUUCCUCCUGACUCUUGGAAUAGCGCUGGUGGUGACUGCUGUCCUGGGCUGCGUCGGUGCCUUGAGGGAACACGUACGGAUUCUUUAUGUGCACGCAGGUUUCUUCAUAUUCCUGGUAGCUGUGGAGCUGGUGGUGGGCGUGGGAGGGGCAGUGCUUAGUGCGUGGAUGGGGGGAAGCAGUGAGCUGCGGGUGCAGUUCUAUAGGAACACUACUGUGGAGGACGAAACUGCGAGGUACCACGCCUUCUGGGACGAUCUGCAGUCUGAUAAUCAAUGCUGCGGUGUCGACGGCCCUCAAGACUAUGCUAUCAUCCACCGAGACAUACCAGCCUCCUGCUGCGCCCGCGCACAUCCCCUACGCGAGGGUGGCGCCAGACGUCAUUUGCACGCGAGCUGUCUCACCGACCGGACGUAUUACAUGCGCGGCUGCGAGGAAGUGCUUCGACAGAAAAAGGCUUUUAAAGGCAACAUCUUUAUCUCAACUGGCAUCAUAUUCACUUUGGUAGAGAUUUUGUGCAUCGUUUUGGCUUUGUGGAUGGCUCGCACGAUACGGUCUGAAAGGCGUAAGCUUCAGGCUAAUUUACAGGCGCAUUUUGAAUCUUAA
Molecule: messenger RNA, 815 nt
Organism: Spodoptera littoralis (African cotton leafworm)
Lineage: Eukaryota; Metazoa; Arthropoda; Insecta; Lepidoptera; Noctuidae
Source: the annotation of a GenBank genome assembly